Trypanosoma rangeli is the source of this 1184-nucleotide messenger RNA. Its product is annotated as receptor-type adenylate cyclase. NCBI's taxonomy places the organism in Eukaryota, Euglenozoa, Kinetoplastea, Trypanosomatida, Trypanosomatidae. The annotation marks the transcript as partial. The transcript has a single exon. Gene Ontology annotation, biological process: intracellular signal transduction; cyclic nucleotide biosynthetic process. The record is from RefSeq and is a predicted model, not a curated record.
GACGGACGCCGCUGUCACUGACGGGCUUCGCUGCAACGCGGCUGCUGCAGACUGUUCUCUCGCGCAUGGACAAUGUGACUGUUGAGCUGCUGGUUGACUUCUUCUACAGGAACACCGCUGCCACUGUGAACGACAUGCUCUACGGAUCCUUCACUGACGACACGGCGUGUGAUGCCACUGGCGGUGCUGGGUGCACUAAUAACUACGGGGCGACGCGCAUUUCUGUGUGGUCGCUUGCCCGUGCGCUGGACCCCGCCGUGCCCGUGCUGUUCCCCGCCGUGACCCCGUCGAUGCGGUACGCGGAGCCUGCUGCGCAUGGACUGAAAUUGCAGCAGCUGAUUAGCAUUAUCGUUGGCGGCGUUGUUGCUGCUGUGCUGCUUGCGGCUGUGGUGGCUGUGCUGCUGUGGUGCUGCCACGACUCGCGUGACAACGCGAAUGCACCGAAGGAGCCGACAGACCCCGUGACGCUUGUGUUCACCGACAUCGAGAGCAGCACGGCGCUGUGGUCCGCGCUUCCCGAGGCGAUGCCUGACGCCGUGGCGACGCACCACCGGCUGAUCCGCGGUCUGAUCGCGAAGUACGGCUGCUACGAGGUGAAGACGAUCGGCGACUCGUUCAUGAUAGCGUGCAAGAGUGUGUUUGCCGCCGUGCAGCUUGUGCGUGAGCUGCAGCAGGUGUUUCUGCAGCAGGCCUGGGAGACGAGUGCGUUUGACGCCGCGUACCGCAAGUUCGAGGAGAGCCGUGCAAAGGAGGAGGAAGAGGCAGAGGAGUACGUGCCGCCGACUGCGCGCCUGGACGCCGCCGUGUACCGGCAGCACUGGAACGGUCUGCGGGUGCGUGUUGGGGUACACACCGGGCUGUGCGACAUCCGGCGCGACGAGGUGACGGGGGGGUACGACUACUACGGCGACACGGCGAACAUGGCGGCGCGCACGGAGAGCGUGGGGCACGGCGGGCAGGUGCUGCUGACGCGUGCGGCGUACAUGGCGCUAAGCACGGCAGAGCGGGAGGAGGUGGAGGUGACUGCGCUGGGCGCGGUGGCGCUGCGCGGGGUGCCGGAGCCUGUGGAGAUGUACCAGCUGGACGCUGUGCCCGGGCGCACCUUCGCUGCGCUGCGGCUGUACCGAGAGGCGGCGGAGCUUGACGACAAUGGCGAUGCUACGUCAAGCAGUGACGAGGCCUCU